GUGCAUUUAGUAAACACCACCCUGUGCUUAGCAAAAAGUGUCUUGAAUAUUCAAUCAAGCAGUGCACAUUCAAAAGUGUGGGCGAUGAUGGUCAUCACUCCUAUUCGCCUGCUGCUGCAGCAUAUAAAUAACCCACCAAACCAAAUCUUAUUAUAACUCCAAUCCAUUAAAAUCCGUCUGUGCACCAAAAUCCAAGAUGUCGUUGAAUGAACAAAGGCCGGAAGAAGAAUCCGAAUCAGAAUCAAACAUAACUUGUUCCGAUCUACUCUCCAAUUUAACUAGGAGCGCAGGGGAGUUAAUGGUAAUUCGAACAAUUCAGCGUUACUUGGAGCCUAUUUUUGUACCACUUUUUAGGCCUUUGAUCCGUCAAAUUGUAGAAGAGCGGCUUGGGGUGGCAAAGCAGGAGCUUCUGGCCAGCCUAAAAGAGAAUCCUCUAAAGAAGACAAGGGCCAGUACUUCAGUUCUGAGAAGACUAAAGCUAAAGUUCAGAAACAGGAUUGGCCUACCGGUCUACACUGGGAUUCCUCUUUUAGGCGAGAAUCAUACACCCAUUGAAGUAGCUUUAGUUGAUGCUCUUACGGAGCAGAUAGUUAAUACCGGGACGGAAUCUACUGCAAAACUGGAAAUAAUGGGUUUUCGGGUUGAUGACGAUGACGAUGGUGGUUGGACAUUUAAGAAGUUUCAAGAACGGGUUAUGAGUGAAAGGAAAGGGAGACGAACCCUUCAAGGAAAUACGUGCCUGCAGCUAAAAGACGGCAUUGGUUUUGUUCAUGAGGUUCGUUUUACUCACGAUUCGAAACAUACCAAAAAUGGUUCGUAUAGAUUGGGGGCAGUCGUUGUGGAUGCUGCUUUGAUGAAACAAGUGGAAGGAACGUGUACAGAAACGUUUGUCGUGAAGGAUAAGCGUUCUAAAUUUUAUGAAAAUCAUCCGUACCCGUUUUUAUCUGAUAAGGUGUAUCACUUAGAGAACAUCAGAUAUAAAGGUACCCGCUACAAACGUCUGCAAGAUGAAAAAGUGGAGACUGUGAGGGAUUUGCUGAUUCUACUCUACACAGAUCCGAAACGGCUUGAAGAUCUUCUUGAACUAAAAGCUUCUUCCAAGCGUUGGGGAGAAAUCGUAAAAAAUGCUCAGUCAUCCAAUGGAAUGUUUUUGUACCUUGAUCCUAGAAAAAGCGGCGUUGUUCUUGAUGUCAGACGACAGUUGAAAGCAUUAAUCGUAGAACCUCAUCUGUACACACCAGUUAACCACCUAACUGACCGACAAAAGGACGAAGCUCAAAAUUUGGUGAAGUUUGCAUCUCAAAACUUAAAGGCGCUCGACUAUUUUGAAGACGAGACUUCUCUUAAAAAACAUCUUCAGUCGGACCCUGGUUUCACCUCACUACCAUCGAUAACAGAUGGACCACCAACAACCUCUUCACAGGUCGCUGAAGCCUGUUUGAAUAAUUUAAACCAGACACCGUUUGAAACCUCUCAAUCUGAACGGGGAAAAGAAAAGGUCCCUUUCGAUGAUGAAAUGAUCUAUGCAACAAACUAUUACCAGGAGCAUAUUUCAUUUCAUCCACCCACUUUAAACGGUCCAAACGGGGUCAACUUUUGGUCUGCUACUUCUUCUCAGGCUGCCGAGCCUCUCGUUGAUACAUUCGGGCUUGUGAAUACACCCGACAUCAGCAGUUAUGGUUGGGAAGAAUCGGAUUACAGUGACAUUAUAAACUACGUGUCUGCCAUUCUAUCUGAUAGCCCUAACGUCGAAUGCCUUUCAACUGUUUCUGUGUGUACUAUUGCCGGGACAAGAUGGAGAAAAGUGUCGAAAUUGCUAAGGCGGAAUUCUGUAAGAGAAAGGAUUGGUCUUUCACAAGGGAUGCAACCCCUUAAAAAGCAAAAGUGUUGUUAAUGUAGCAUGAGUUUUUUUUUUUUAUUGCUUCCUGUUGGUUGUAUCAUCCAUCACAAGAGGAAAUUUUAGUUUUCUUCUUUUUUUUCCAGGGAGCUUGUAUGUUGUUUUGUUAUUGACAUUCUUGUAUAUAUGUAAAAUAUGAUUGAUGUCCAAAUAUGAAUUUAAUGUAUGUUCAGCUAC
This is a messenger RNA of Helianthus annuus (common sunflower), 2074 nucleotides long. Its product is annotated as calmodulin-binding protein 60 A. The transcript has 7 exons. NCBI's taxonomy places the organism in Eukaryota, Viridiplantae, Streptophyta, Magnoliopsida, Asterales, Asteraceae. Gene Ontology annotation, biological process: regulation of salicylic acid biosynthetic process. Gene Ontology annotation, molecular function: DNA-binding transcription factor activity; calmodulin binding; sequence-specific DNA binding. The record is from RefSeq and is a predicted model, not a curated record. Gene Ontology annotation, cellular component: nucleus. The coding region runs from base 197 to 1894 and encodes 565 amino acids.